CACCACUUGAACAAUUCACCAGCAAGAGGUUAAGGCAGCGAGAAGAAGAUGGCAAAAAUCCCUCUCACGUUCUCCGUUUAUCUUCUGGGAGCUUUUCUUGGUGUCCAAAGUGCAGUGUUCUUGGAGAACAGGGAAGCAAGCGCCAUCCUGCAGCGGCAGAGGCGGGCCAAUUCCAACCGCCUGGAAGAGGUCAUUGCCGGGAACCUUGAGAGAGAAUGUAUAGAGGAGAAAUGCAGUUACGAGGAAGCGCGAGAAGUCUUUGAAAACACAGAGAAAACGAUGGAGUUUUGGAAGAUGUACAUUGAUGGAGAUCAGUGCGAUCCCAAUCCAUGCAAGAACGGAGCCAUUUGCAAGGAUGGAGUAGGCUCCUACGUGUGCUGGUGCCCAGCUGGGUACGAAGGCAGGAACUGCGAGAUUGACUUCACUUGUUCAAUUAAGAAUGGAGGCUGCAAGCACUUCUGCAGGCACGACCCACCGCACAAAGUUGUUUGUUCCUGCGCUGCUGGCUAUAAACUUCAUGAAGACGGAAAGUCCUGUGAACCUGCAGUGCCAUAUCCCUGCGGCAGGAUUACAGCUCCCGAAGCAAAGAGCAAGCUCACCCGAGCCAUAAACACCUUAGAGAACUGGAACACAACCUACGAUGACCUUGAUGAUGUUUCCGACGAGGAUCUCGACAACAUCACUGAAACCACCACAGCUGCCACCACGAGAAUUGUGCCAAUAGUCAAGACGGGCACCCGGGUGGUUGGUGGAUCCGACAGCAUGAGAGGCGAGGUGCCCUGGCAGGUCUACCUGGUGAACAGCCACAACGUGGGCUUCUGCGGUGGGUCCAUCAUCAACGAGCGGUGGGUGGUGACGGCCGCUCACUGCCUGCAGCCGGGCGACAACGUGACCGCCGUGGCAGGCGAGUACAACACGAGGGUUGAGGACGCCACGGAGCAGCGGCGGCGGGUGGUGCGCAUCGUGCCGCACCCCACGUACAACGCCACGCUCCACAAGCACCACAACGACAUCGCGCUGCUGGAGCUGGAGGAAACACUCCACUUCAACAGCUACGUCACCCCCAUCUGCCUCGGCAGCAGGGACUUCACCGCCAAGCUGCUCAAGUACGGCAUGGGCACCGUCAGCGGCUGGGGCAGCCUGUUCUACCGCGGCCGCGAGUCCAUCAUCCUCCAGGUGCUCAGGGUGCCCUUCGUGGACCGGCCCACCUGCCUCAAGAGCACCUCCAUCACCAUCGAGCUCAACAUGUUCUGCGCCGGCUAUUCGGCUGGUGGCAGGGACACCUGCGAGGGUGACAGCGGCGGGCCCUUCGCCACCGAAUUCGAGGGGACCUGGUUCCUCACCGGCGUGACCAGCUGGGGGGAGGAGUGCGCCAAGCCCGGCAAGUACGGCAUCUACACCAAGGUCUCCAAGUACAUCAAGUGGAUCAAGGACACCACGAGGCUCACGUAG
Messenger RNA from Tinamus guttatus (white-throated tinamou), 1452 nucleotides. RefSeq names its product coagulation factor IX (gene F9). Gene Ontology annotation, biological process: zymogen activation; blood coagulation. Gene Ontology annotation, molecular function: calcium ion binding; serine-type endopeptidase activity. NCBI's taxonomy places the organism in Eukaryota, Metazoa, Chordata, Aves, Tinamiformes, Tinamidae. Gene Ontology annotation, cellular component: extracellular region. The record is from RefSeq and is a predicted model, not a curated record.